Messenger RNA from Nicotiana attenuata, 939 nucleotides. RefSeq lists its product as uncharacterized. Lineage: Eukaryota; Viridiplantae; Streptophyta; Magnoliopsida; Solanales; Solanaceae. The transcript has 3 exons. The record is from RefSeq and is a predicted model, not a curated record. The coding region runs from base 1 to 939 and encodes 312 amino acids. Gene Ontology annotation, molecular function: nucleic acid binding; zinc ion binding.
AUGGGUAGUCUUAAUCCUCCUAUGAGUUCUUCAUGUGUUUACACACCUGAACCAUCUUCCCCGUUAUUUCUCCUUUCUUCUGAUGUUCCUGGAGUUUCUCUUAUGGCUGUACCGUUUUCGGGGAAUGGUUUUGGGGGUUGGAAGCGUAGUAUGAUUAUUUCGUUAUGUGCUAGAAAUAAAAUUAGUUUUAUUGACGGGACCUGUGUUAGGCCUCCUGAAAAUUCCCCUCAGUUUAGGCAAUGGGACCAUGGCAAUAAUAUAUUCAUAUCGUGGUUGACCAACUCACUCUCACCAGACAUAGCUGAGAGUGUACAGUACUCAGAUACUGCUGAGAGCAUAUGGAAAAAGCUUAAUAAUAGACAUGGGACAGUAAAUGGAACUAAGGUGUUUGAAUUAAAAAGAGAACUAGCAUCCACAUAUCAGGGAUCUUUUGAUAUUCCUUCUUAUUUCAACAAACUUAAGAAAAUAUGGGAUGAAUUAGAGGCUAUACGUAGUAGUCAUGCACACUCUUGUAAUUGUGCUGCUAAAGAGGGUCUACAAAAGGAAAGAAAAGAGGACAAAGUACAUCAGUUUCUUAUGGGAUUAAACGAGGUUUAUGUGGGUGUUAGAAGCAAUCUAUUGAUGAUGCAUCUUUUACCUUCUCUUGAUUCUCCACAACAAAAACAGUACAGCCAGAGGGUAUUUUUUGAUCAAUCUAAGUCUGGCUUCUUCUGUAAGUAUUGCAAGAAGACAGGGCACCUGAUUGACAAAUGUUACAAACUUAAUGGAUUUCUCCAAAAUUUUAAAUUCGCCAAAGGCAGAAAACCAGCUGCAAACAUGGCAGAACAAGGAUUUGUGGUACAUGGAGUGACUCAGCAGCAGUAUGCUCAAUUGAUAUCCUUGCUUCAACAGACUCACAUUUCUGAUUCUAGACCUUCUCUCAACACUAAGUUCUGCUAA